CGCACCUCAUCAAAGCAAAGCUGUGACUCCCCCCACUACCUUUCUCAGCGCCUCUGGCGUCUGUCAACAUCAACAACUUCCUCUCGAUUCCAUUUCAUUUGUGGCGGGUGGUUAUUUUAUUCUUCAUGGUGGCGAUUGUCCGACUCGUUCUGGAACAUUAGACAACUACUGUGUCAGUCUAUCCGGAACACCACCAGAUUCGAAAGCAGCACGGUUCUCUAUCGCGUUCUCCUUCCGCGCUCUCCAUUGACUCAAGUCCCAAGCAAACUCGACGAUCCCAACUCGAGACGCAUCUUAGGAGAGCUUUGUCGUCUCUUUCUCUGCAGACCUCAUAGAAGCAGGAGAAGGGCGGUUGACGACAAUGACUUCUGCUCCUCCAACUUCGGUAAUCACUGGGGGCAAAUAUCUCAACACAUCCUCCUCCCACUCUCCCGUACAGCAGCAACAGAGUCAGGUUACCUCUCCAAGCUUCGAAUUCGGCUCUCGACGCUCUGCCAGUAGCUCAAGCCAACCCAACGCGUCCCCAAGAAACAAUCAGGGUCAGCGGAAACAGCACAAGAAUUCAAGGAGACCAAGACUUGCGACUGAAGAUGCGAUGGCGGAAUCCGGGGUCAUGAGGAAUGCGAACAGUCGCCGAGGUCAGACCUCAAUCACCCAUCUCAUGAACUUCUCCCUCCCUCCUCGACCCCAAGAUUACCGGAACACAAUGCAACGCGGCACUCGGAGGGGCAAUAUCUAUGGUAUUGGAUCCGGUCACCACUCGAGUGAUAAGGCGAGGUAUAUCCAUGCGAAUUACAGAUUCAUUGUGAAGCCCUAUGGAGAAUACAAGACUCAAGCCGUUGAUGCUGACCAACCCCUCGAUUGGAAUGACGUGUUGCAGAUUCUUGCCUCUUCCGUCUCACAAAAUGCCUCUUGUCCAAUAUGUCUCUCUCAUCCAGUUGCCCCGCGAAUGGCCAAAUGUGGUCACAUCUUCUGCCUCCCUUGUUUAAUUCGGUAUAUGCACUCUACAGACGAUACCAACCCAGUUCCUGAGAAGAAGGCGCGCUGGAAGAAGUGCCCGAUCUGCUGGGACUCGGUGUACAUGUCGGAAACCAGACCAGUGAGGUGGUAUACUGGACAAGAAAGCGCUCCGCCUCGGGAAGGCGACGAUGUUGUGCUGAGACUUGUCAUGCGCCAACCGGGGAGCACGCUCGCACUGCCACGAGAUGGCGCUGAUGUGCUCGGAAAGAAUGAGCAUUUACCGUGGUAUUUUGCGGCAGAGGUGACAGAUUAUGCACGGAUUAUGAAGGGCAGCGAAGAAUAUAUGACAGAGCAAUAUGAUGCAGAAAUCGCGGAUCUACAUCGACAAGAGAACGAGGAUGAGCUUAUGUUUGGCGAAGAACCAGAGUGGACGAGAAAAGCUGUCAAUGCUGUUCAAGAGGCGAAGGAUAAAAUGAAGGGAAUUGGCGAUCCUCCAGCUGCUGCUAAACAACCAGCAGAGAAACCCAUCAAGAGGCAGCCAAUUCAAUUCACCACGAUGAGCGAAGAUGCCCCAGAGAUGUAUUUCAUUCAGAACGCCUCCAAAUCGGGUCUGGGCAUCUCGAACGAGCGUGUUUCGACGAAUGUCAUUGGCGAAGGCAAGACUGAAGGGUCACAGUCUCAAACACCUCAGGCCAGCGACCCAAAGCCAAUUCCUUCUCAUCCCAAGUCUCACACUCCACGCCAUAUACAAAACGAAGGACAUCACCCCGAUGCUCCAUACUUCUUCUACCAGGCACUUUUACACUAUUAUCUUGCACCGCUCGACAUCCGAAUUCUGAAAUCAGCCUUCGGCAGCUUUGCUUCUUUCCCUUCAACUCUUCUACCACGUGUUGAGCGCGUGUCGACUGGGCAUAUCAUGGACGAUGACCUUCGCAGAAGAACUAAAUACCUUUCGCAUCUGCCUUAUGGAUGUGAAGUUGGCUUUCUUGAAUGCAAUUGGACAGAUGUUGUUGUCCCUGAGAUUUUGGAACAAUUCAAAGAGGAGAUCGAGAAGAGAAGAAAGCGAAAUAGGGAGAAGGAGACUCGAGAAGAGCGGGAUCGGGUUCGUGCUGAGAAAGCUGAGGAUGAUGCCCGAUGGGCAAUGGCGAGACGGAGACGACCUAGUAUUCCAUCGGAGAACUUCUCUGGCGACGACUUCCACCCUUUGGCUCCUUCUUCUUUAGAUGCCAGUAAUGCUUCCCCUCCAUGGGGUGCCAGGCAAGGUUCGUCGUUCGCCACCCUUGCGUCGCCCUCCACCAGUCCCAGUGCUCCAAAGACAGUCUGGGGUACUGCAGCAUUGGUUUCGGCACCGUCUCCUGAAGUCCGACCUCAAAUGGCACCUGAUGUUGAUGACGGAUGGCUACACUCUUGGGAGCAAGAACUGCUUGCCGAGAAUGAAGCGCUUGUCGCACAAGUCCAAGCGGCCUCUCUUCAUGGUCAGGGAAGUGCCAACGGACAGGCGGUGGAGAGUGAUGUCCGCCCGAGCGGUGGACAAGGAAAGAAGAAGAAAGCGAAGAAGAUCACGCUGAUGAGUACUACUGCUAGAAGAGCAGCUUGAUUUAAUUUGCAUUGCAUAGAGCGACUGGCCCGGCACGGAGUUGGCGGUUCUUUGUAGAUACUUGACUACAAAUUCAAUAUUCCAGGAAGUCUAGAAUAUCUGAGGCUAUGGCCAGCUGAGAUCAUGAAUACUAUAAGAUUGCCGAUCGGUACUUGUCAAUAAUCUCGAAUUUUAUGCCCGUCA
This is a messenger RNA of Mollisia scopiformis, 2740 nucleotides long. RefSeq lists its product as uncharacterized. Lineage: Eukaryota; Fungi; Ascomycota; Leotiomycetes; Helotiales; Mollisiaceae. Gene Ontology annotation, biological process: positive regulation of transcription by RNA polymerase II. Gene Ontology annotation, molecular function: transcription cis-regulatory region binding; metal ion binding. Bases 362 to 2557 code for a protein of 731 amino acids. The record is from RefSeq and is a predicted model, not a curated record. The transcript is spliced from 4 exons.